GUCGCGGGCUGAAACUCCGACACGGAGCCGUGGGCGGGAAGGGGGAGAAAAGAGCGCGGGAAAGGCCACCGAUUUUGCUAGGGUUCGCGGCCUCCGCUUCUCACUGCUCCCCGCCAACACCACCACCGCCAGCCGCCAGCCGUCGCGCGCAGGAGAGGUGGGAGGAUGCCGCGGAAGGCCACCAAGGAAGCCGAGCCCCAGCCGGCGGCCGCCGCGCAAAAGGAGCCCGCCCCGGCACCGGCGGCGCCGGCCGCGAUGACCGAGGCGGAGGUUGAGGAGCUGCCGAAGGCCAUCGUGCGCCGCCUGGUCAAGGACAAGCUCGCCCACGUCGCCGGCGGCGGGGAAGGGGCGGAGGUCAUCGUCAACAAGGACGCCAUGGCCGCGUUCGCCGAGAGCGCGCGCAUCUUCAUCCACUACCUCUCCGCCACUGCCAAUGAUAUGUGCAUGGAAUCAAAGAGGCAGACCAUCAAUGCUGAUGAUGUCCUCAAGGCGCUUGAUGAGAUGGAGUUUUCAGAGUUUUUAGAGCCCCUUAGGACCUCACUGCAAGAAUUCAGAAACAAAAAUGCAGACAGAAAGUCAGAAGCAAGCAAAAAACAAAAGGAGAAGAGAAGGAAACUAAAUGAAGAGUCUCUUCCGCAGAAGGAAAAUGAUCCAGCUGAUGAUGCCGAGGAGAAUGAUGAUUAGAUUUUCUGCUGGAAUGAUAGUUACAUGCAGAAACCGAGAUGUGGUACUGUUAUGUUGUUGUAUGCAUUAUGUGCUGCAUGUUACCUCUGUACUGCAGAACUUACUGUAGAUUUGAUAUGGAGCUGUAUAAUUCAAGUGUCCUGCUAUCAGUUUCCAGCUCUGUGGUUUGCUGCUAGAAUUCUGCUCCUGAUGAAAUGAUGUUUUAUGAACGGCAUCAGCAAUAUAUUGUUGCAAAUUGUUGGUUUUUA
Panicum hallii is the source of this 932-nucleotide messenger RNA. RefSeq names its product DNA polymerase epsilon subunit 3. Gene Ontology annotation, cellular component: epsilon DNA polymerase complex; CHRAC. Gene Ontology annotation, molecular function: protein heterodimerization activity; chromatin DNA binding. The record is from RefSeq and is a predicted model, not a curated record. Gene Ontology annotation, biological process: heterochromatin formation; leading strand elongation; DNA damage response. The transcript is spliced from 3 exons. The coding region runs from base 166 to 684 and encodes 172 amino acids. Lineage: Eukaryota; Viridiplantae; Streptophyta; Magnoliopsida; Poales; Poaceae.